Messenger RNA from Zonotrichia albicollis (white-throated sparrow), 1981 nucleotides. The record is from RefSeq and is a predicted model, not a curated record. NCBI's taxonomy places the organism in Eukaryota, Metazoa, Chordata, Aves, Passeriformes, Passerellidae.
GGACCAGCCUGGAGGGUUAUUGGGGCUGGAGGUGUCAUUGUAGAAAGGCUUGGGGUGGAGGGUACCUGAAAUCCAGACCCACCCCGUCAUGGGUAGGGACACCUUCCACUAUCCCAGCUUCCUUCUAGCCCUGUCCAACCUGGCCUUGAGAACUUCCAGGGACGGGGCAGCCACAACUUCUGGAGCACCCUGUACCAGGGUCACCCCAUCCUCACAGGAAAGGAUUUCUCUUCAAUAUCCCAUCUAGCCCUGCCCACUCUCAGGGAGAACCUGUUCCCCCCUGUGUCACUCCAGGCCCUUGCCCAAAAUCCCUCUCCAGCUCUCCUGGAGCCACAUACCAGCUCCUCUCCAGGUUGUGGAGUUCCACAUGGGGAAACCCCUUGUCCCAUGGGUGUUCACCCUGUGCUUACCCAUCCAAAACAGCCCUGACUCUGUGUUUAUCAGUGAUUGUGGUGUGUAGGUGACAUCCUUCAUGGCCUUUGACACUGCUUUUUGUUCUCUUCAGGAAAUUCACCUGGUGAAGGCAGGGGGUCCCCUGGGCCUCAGCAUCGUCGGGGGCAGUGACCACUCCAGCCAUCCCUUUGGCAUUCAUGAGCCUGGUGUCUUCAUCUCCAAGGUGAGCUCCUCGGGGGCGGCAGCGCGGGACGGGCGGCUGCAGGUGGGGAUGAGGAUCCUGGAGGUGAACCACCAGAGCCUGCUGGGCAUGACGCACACCGAGNCAGACUCCUGGCUGGGAUCUCCUGCUCCUGAUGCCUUAGCCAGGGCACUGGGGACAGUCACAGAAAUUUGCAUUGAAAAGGCUCCAGGAGAGAAGCUGGGCAUCAGCAUUCGGGGUGGAGCCAAGGGCCAUGCUGGCAAUCCGUUUGAUCCCACUGAUGAAGGCAUCUUCAUCUCCAAGAUGUCCCCAGGAAUCAUUGCCAACCCUUUCGCUGCCGGCAUCGGGCGCAAGAACAGCCUGGAGAGCAUCUCCUCCAUCGACCGGGACCUGAGCCCCGAGGAGCUGGAGAUCCUGCAGAAGGAGAUGGAAAUGGUGAGAGAAGCCACUCAGUGGGAGAGAGAAGAAGUGGAGAAAGUGGAGCGGAUGCGUAGGGAGCGGGAGGCGGCCACGCAGCAGCUUGAGGAGGAAGCAGAGAACGUCCCCAGCGAGCCCCUGCGCCUGGACUACAGAACCCUGGCAGCUCUGCCCAGCAGUGGCCUGCAGAGAGGCAACCGUGCUGCUUCCAUUAACUUCAUCACAUCGCAGGAUGACAGUAAAUCACAGACCAAGCCCGGCGUCAUCCAGCCGCUGUCCCGCGUGCGACCGAGCGCUGCUGUGGCACUCAGGGCCGAGGAGGGGGACAGCCCCAACCCCUUCCAGCAGCCCCAGCCCUGCUUCAGGACCCACAGCUCUCCAAAGCCAUCGCCACCGUCGCCACCGUCCCCUGACGAGGUGCCCAUCAACGUCAAGCAGGCCUACAAGACCUUUGCAGCAGUGCCCCUGUCCCAGCCCCUGCUGGGGACACAGGAACUGUCUGGUCAGAGCAGCACAGAAAACACCAAAAUGGCCUUGGAGGUGGCCGCCCACAGCCCCGGGGGCCAGCACAGCCCUGAGCAGAGGUCCUUCCGGGAGAGGCAGAAGUAUUUUGAGAUUGAGGUGAAGCAGCAGCACCUGGACAGGCCUCCCAAGCGCGUGUCCCUGGUGGGGGAGGACGACCUGAAGAAGAUGAAAGAGGAGGAGGCCCGCAAGCUGCAGCAGCAGCGAGCCCUGCUGCUGGAGGAGGAAGCUGAGGAGGAGGAGGAGGAGGGCAGGCGGGCGCCCCAGGCCAUGCAGUCCAGCGUCAUCAUCGAGGGCGUGGAGUACAAGGUGGAGAGACUGAAUGGGAGGAGCAGCCAGGCUCCAGCAGCUCGGCCCUUGGAGCUCAGUGAGAGCAGCAGCUCACAGAGGAAUUCCCUGGAGGAGGGCAUCAAGCCUGAGCACAGAACCAACUCCAUGUCGGGGUGA